Messenger RNA from Macrosteles quadrilineatus (aster leafhopper), 6010 nucleotides. Its product is annotated as protein Shroom-like. The transcript is spliced from 15 exons. Gene Ontology annotation, molecular function: actin filament binding. Gene Ontology annotation, cellular component: apical plasma membrane; apical junction complex; cortical actin cytoskeleton. Gene Ontology annotation, biological process: actin filament organization. The coding region runs from base 1 to 4263 and encodes 1420 amino acids. The record is from RefSeq and is a predicted model, not a curated record. NCBI's taxonomy places the organism in Eukaryota, Metazoa, Arthropoda, Insecta, Hemiptera, Cicadellidae.
AUGAGAGAGACAGUAGCACCCCCUCCCCCACCUGUCAAGAACACCACCUCCCUCCUGUCACUGCUACACAACUGUUCUAGUCACCAACACUACCCUCAGGGUAGUGUAGGCAGUGGGUCGCCUCCGCCUGCGCCUGUCAGGGACGUCUCAAGUCUCAAGGCGGUGCGCUACGGCCCGGGACAUGAGAAGUACCCUUCGUGGCCGGCUCCAGCGGCGCCCCGCACCUCCCUCGGUGGCUCCAGCAGGUCCAAGUCGUGGACGGACCAGACCCACUACCCCAAAGAGGAGCCGCCCUCGAUCAGUCGACCUUACAACAAGCGCAUCAACCCUCUCUUCAGUCAACAGUUGAAGACAGUGAUGGAGAGGUGCGAGAAGAUCGGCCCAGAGUCGUAUCUUCCUCGCCCAGAGUGUGACGGCAGCCGGGACUACAACGUUCCUUCGCCUCCGGAGAGAGACAUUGGUCUGACACAAGCGGACCUGGAGGAGUACACUCGCACCUUCCAAGACCCUUCCUUCACCCAGCUGGAGUCUCAGCUGACGCAGGCCGAUCUGGAGCAGUACAGCCGAGCGUAUGACGAGGCGUCGCUGCGGACAGUACAUCAGACGCAAGCCUCCUACGCGCAGUCCGAGGGCUACCACAGCUACGUGUCCAGCACCGACUCAACCACCACCACACCUUUCUUGGACAGGCUGCGCAGGGAGAGUGAAGCUGCGAGGUUGGAAGGCCACGAGUCGAGCGCAAGUUCCGGCUCAUCUAGUGAGACACUCAAGUGGCACGGAUCGUUGAGUGAUGUGUCGAGUGCUGGUGGCAGCAGUACCAACUGUCCUCCCCUGAUUGCUCACUCCGCUAAGGUGCAGACGCCACAGAGGCAUCAUAGCGAGAGUGUUUUGUAUCUGAGUCAGUUGGUACGCAACAAUCAGCUCAACAACCAGAGGAAACUGUUCCCUGUCAGUACCUACACUGUACAACCAUCACAGGAGAUCUCUCCCAGGUCGCCUCCGAUGACAGUGGCGGAGAGGAUCAGUGAGCUGGAACGACAGCAGGCAGCACCACAACAGCCGAGACUGCCGUUCUCGUACGACCGCAAUCCUCACGACUCCUCCCGCGUCACGGAUCAUGCCUCGCUCAAAGCCAUCCAGAAGAAAGCUCUGUUGUCGUUCUACGAGAGGCAUCAUUCCACGUGGAAGUCAGAACCUCAGCUGAGCCCCCCUCAACCUCCUCCGAGACCUAAACCUCCCCCCUCCUCCUCAGCUGCUAGCAGACGAUCAUCAUCUGCGUCUGACUACGCUGGUUCUGCUAGGAGAGAGGCGAAGAUUGGGCAUUCGGCGAAGGAUAAACCAGUAGCAACUGAACAAGAGAAUGGGACUCUGUCAGCAAGACAUCAGCAUAGUUCUAGUUGUGGGUCGCUGUCAACUGCAGUGUCCGGCCCCUUCAUCAUGGGUCCCUCCAUCUCAAUAGAUGACUGGGUCCCUGCUCGGCCUCCCAAGAAGCCUCAUCUACGAGCAGCCUAUCCCGUGCCUCGCUCAUCCAGUCCAGAUCUUCCUCCUCCUUCACCGCCACCGGUUGUAGAAGACGAAGUUUUUGUCUCAGACGAACCCCUGCCUCCCCCUCCCCCUGAGGAUCAACUGCCUGACAUGAAGUCAAUGAUCUCAUCUUAUCCAAGAUCUCAAGACUCUAAACACCAUUACGCCAACAAAUCUUACUUGGACAAUUCUACAUCGGAAUCUCAAAAAUCUUACUUCCCUGAAAGAUCAAAACCCGAACCUCAGUACGAGAACCAGCCGGAGUUAAGAAGGUGUUCCAAAGUGAGAGAAUCCUGUAGAGCUUCUUUCAUGUCGAGUAGGGAGAAGGAUUCUGAAUACGCCGAAAGAAAGGCUCGUGAUGAGAGCUCGCUGUCAAACGUGAGCAAAAGUAGAGCGAUAUACCAACGCCAAAAAAGUUUAGAGAGUUACUUUAAAAAUAGUAGUUUAAAAGAAGACUGUGGUAUUAGAGACGAUCAAAUUCCUGUUGGUCCGAGGAUCAAUUUAGAUAGGAGGAGUAUCGAGACGUUAUUUCCAGCGAAAUCCGAUCUUAGUUUGAAAAACUACGAGGACUUACAGCCGGCUUCUUUAGAUAGUAAUAUUUCUCUAAACGAAAAUCACAAUCAGAGGUUUAAUAAACCAGGUCCACAGACGCCUGUGGACAAAAAACAUAGUUCCUCUCUGUCUAAACCUUUCGGCUUAUCCGUUAAUCCUCUCAGAGCAUUAGACAGUAACUCUACUUUCCGACAUAUACAGAAUCAGUUCAUCAGGUCAGCGAGUGUAAGGAGGGAUCUACAUUCGUCUCAGUCAAACGAAGAAAAGUCUGAUAGUUGUAAACCGUUCCAACAAAAUGCCGAGAGAAAAUCAAUGAGGUAUUCUACCACUAAACAGUUUUUGGUAAACUCCAAGAAGACUGUGCUACCUUCUCCAGUUCAGAAUGGCAGGUUGUCUCCGCCAUCAAAAGUUCAACAACUCAUUCAAAGUUCUAAAAUUACUACAAAACCUCUGAAUUUGCUGGUGAACUCAAACAAGUUACUCCCGACCAAGUACAGUCCGGACUAUGCCACCAUCCCCUCAGAGCCUCCGAGUCACGUCAGACAGCUGCCUCAAAGUCUCCCGGCGCAGUGUCCACCUACCAGUCUACAACUGAGUCAGUCAAAAGCCUCGUACUUAGCUUCAUACCGCAGGGAGCCGAGGGAGCGAGAGAAAGGUCUUCCGAACUUUGAGGGGAGUUACAAGAGGACAAUGUCACCUUCUGGAGGUCACAUUAUCCACUCUUCAGAACCAAUGAAGGAGAAGUCAGCAAGUCAAGAUUCCGGGCUCGAUGACAAACAGUCGUAUUCUGAAGGGAGUAAAAGUCCUAGUCAAGAGAACCUCGCAAGUUCUACAGUCUCAUCUUGCGAUGACAUCGAAAUGUCCAAAACGUUGCCGAGAAACUACUCCUUGUCUUUGCUAUCUCCUACUAAGCGACCGACAAGGACGCCCAGGACCCAGUCCGACCCGAUCAAAGCUACUCCACGCGAAGUCAUUGAAGAAGUAACGAAAGUUUGCGAAUCAUUAGACGUGGAGGUGAAGUGCGAAAGACUCCAACCGGAACUAGAACCGGAGAAUAAAUCUGUUAGUGAGUCGUCCACGGACGAAUCCACAAAGCAUAGUGACUCUAGUUCGAGUGUAGUGAGUGUGAGUGAGGCGGAGAGGACAAUUGAGGAACCGCUGCGGCUGGUGCAGAGGACGGAGGUGACGCUGAGAGUUAACGCCCCGACAACGGACACAGCUUGUCAGACGGAAACAUUGGCCACUCCUCUACCCACCAUCAGACCACAGCUGAAUGAGGAGAUAGAAUGUGAUCAGCUGUCUAGGGACUUGGCCAGUCAGCUGAGCCCUUCACACAGGCUACAUGGCAUCCUGGUUCCGGGCCCAGAAGUGAAGAGGUCCAUGGACUAUGUCAGUGGCCUUUUCCGACUAGACAUGGCACCGAGAUCUCGAGCGUCUGUCGCAAGCACCACACAAACCACUGUGUCCCUCCCUCCGUCAGACUUUGUCGGCGACAUCGUCAGUAAGGAGGACGAGACUGUUAAAGAGAAGGAGACAAACGAGAGGUUAUCAUCGGACUCUGCAUAUUUUACAACGUCCGAGUGUAAAGCUCGACUCCUGCUCAACUCACAGAACCAACCGACACCUCUGCCAGGCAAUACCAACCUGCACCAGAAGAAGGAGGAGCUGGUGAACCGACUGUCACGCAAGCUGAGCGUGCUGCGCGCCGAGGCAGUAGCUGUGGAGGAGGAAGGAGAAGUGAAUGAGGCGCUCGGCGCAAGUGUGGGUGACAGAGUGUCAGCGCUCGCCAAGCCACAGGAGGCAACAAAGUUCCGUCUUCACAUCAAGGAAGUGGGACACAUCACGAGUCUCCUGUUGGGACUGUCAGGGCGACUAGCGCGCGCUGAGAACGCCCUUCUCACACUGCCUGACGACCAUGUGGACAGGAAAACUCUGGAGGGCAAGAGAGACAAACUUCAAACACAACUCGAGGAAGCAAAAGAGCUGAAGCGAAACAUCGACAGACGGAGUGAUUCAGUGUCGGCGAUGCUGUACAAGUAUUUGACCGCUGAGGAGUACGCAGACUACGACCACUUCAUAAACAUGAAGGCAAAACUGCUCAUAGACUCCCGGGAAAUAUCCGACAAAAUCCAGCUGGGUGAAGAGCAGUUGGCGGCCCUGCGAGAAACGCUGAACGAGCCGAGGUGAAAUGUUGGCAACAAUGAUCGAUCAAUGUCGACUAGUCAUCAUCACAAUCAGUGGCUUCGAGUACUUUAACGUUACCUUGCUCAUUUAUGCAUUUCUUCUGACUGUUCUCUAGUAUUCACGUUCCGCGAGCUCUGUAAAUGUAGUUAACAUGAACAAUAGUCAUCAGUGUGCAAUAGAGUUAUGUGAUAACUGUAAACCUUGUAGCAUACUAAAUCUGCCAUAGGCUGUUAACGACUUACAUAGGAUAUUUAGAACAGCAUAUUGUCUUCUAUACAGAUAGUCUUACGAACAGUGUUUGAUUGUAAGUUUAUUUCACUACUGUUAACUUUCUGUUCUGCUUUUGUGUUGUCUCGAAACGAAUGUACUUACACUCAAUUUUACUGAGUUUGUCUUUAUACAGCAUAGAGCGUGAUUAAUAAUCAAAAUGUUUAUGUUAAGUAUAUCAAGCUUUUCUGUGAAUAGGUACAAAAAUGUAGACAACUGUAAAUUUACAACAAAAAUUAAACUGAAAGAGAGUAAAGAAUAUAUUGUUCCCAUGUGAAUUCCACUUACUUCUAAUAGAAUUACAUAAUUUCCCUUUUAUUUUAAAUUUAUAUCUCUUAAUGAAAAAGUUGUAAUAAGAAAUAGUAUUUACAAACACUUCAAGUUAGUGCAAAAUAACUUAAGUUUAUCCAAAUGUGGAAUUACAAGUAUUGCAAGUCACUUAAAAUUUAUAAAAGUCUUUUUGAGGAAAAAGCAUUUGGCUUAGGAAUACAUCAAGGAAGAAGAAAUGGAUGUACAACUAACUUAAAAGAGUUCCAGGUAAUUCAAAGCACAAAAAAUAAUUCACAACACAAUAAAGUUUAUAUUUCACCUCUGCAAGGGGCUUCUUCACAAGAAAAUUUUCAAACUUUUUUCUUCUCAAGAAGCCCAUUGUAGGAGCGAAAUAUCAAGUUUAUUGUGUUUUGAAUAUUUUUGUGUACUUUAAACUACCUAGAACUUUUUCUAAGGUAAGUUUGUUGGGCACAUUCCUUCUCCCUCAGUGUAUUACAUUUGUAUAAAACAGUUCCUUUACUAAUAUUUACAGACAAGACAAAAUAACUGUGUAUAUUGAAUAAAGAACAAGUUAAAAACCAAGUCCAACCCAACUGGAAAGUAUAGGUCUAAGAUAGAAAAUUGAAUUGUAACCAAAUCAUUUACUCGACUAGGCUAGUUGUAACUAGACCGACGUCCCUAUCUUCACAUGUAGUCAGACGACUUCAUGUUGAAAGAUGACAUAGUAAGGUGAACAGACAAACCUCUUCAUAUUUGUAUAUUCACUUGAUAUCAAAUACUUAAAGAUGGUUUUGUCUGUAUGAUGAAAAUAUACAAAAUUAUGGAUACAAAAAAUUAAUUGUACAAAUGCAACUACUAGCAAAUAAUAUUCUUAUCUCUGCAAAAAAUAAGUUUCCUUCCACUGAUUAGGUUUCUAAUUCUACAAUAAUUGAUUUCUUUACAUAAAAACUGUUAUUUGUAUCUGAUAAAUAAAAAAAAAAUACAUUAAUUUUCUUUUAAGAAUCCUCUGAUUUUUGUGAUUAAUUUCAGUGUUUGUUGGAUUAAUGUGGAAAAUAACUAGAGAGGCUUUGGUUAUACGAGAUUGAAUGAAUUUCCUCUAUUUGUUAGGUUCUAUGAUUUGUCUGUUGUAUGUUUAUCUUUAUUUGUAUACCGAUAACUGUGUAAUAUAUUUUGUAAAUAAAAAAAGCCCAAGGUGCUCUUUAUCUACUGAAAA